Meleagris gallopavo (turkey) is the source of this 815-nucleotide messenger RNA. Lineage: Eukaryota; Metazoa; Chordata; Aves; Galliformes; Phasianidae. The record is from RefSeq and is a predicted model, not a curated record.
AGCCGGGCUCGGUGCUGAAACCCUUUGGGCAGCCGGUGGAGGAGCUGGUGACCCGGCUGCAGCCCUUCGGAGGCGGCGAGGUGGAGGACGAAGCUCUGUACUCCAUGCACAUCCCGGCCAGCGUGUACCGGAUGCGGAAAGGUCCGUCGGUCUCCUCCAUGCCCUUUCCCCCAUCCUCUCCGCUGCUCUCCUGCCCCCCCGACGGUGCCCGGCACAUGAGCAAACUGGAUCGGCACGGCAGCGGCACCGACAGCGACUAUGAUAACACACAGACGGGCGAGAUCCUGCUGGGUGUGGAGGGGAAGCGCUUCGUGGAGCUGAGCAAGGACGAGGACUUCCCACACGAGCUGGACCCGCUGGACGGGGAGCUGGACCCCGGGCUGCCCAGCACGGAGGACGUCAUCCUGAAAACUGAGCAGGUCACCAAGAACAUCCAGGAGCUGCUGCGGGCUGCGCAGGAGUCCAAGCACGACAGCUUCGUGCCGUGCUCGGAGAAGAUCCACUCAGCAGUGACGGAGAUGGCAUCGCUCUUCCCCAAGAAACCGGCACUGGAGACGGUGCGGAGCUCCCUGCGUCUGCUCAACGCCAGCGCCUACCGGCUGCAGAGCGAGUGCCGCAAAACUGUGCCGCCGGAGCCGGGCGCAGCCGUGGACUACCAGCUGCUGACACAGCAGGUCAUCCAGUGCGCCUACGACAUCGCCAAGGCGGCCAAGCAGCUGGUCACCAUCACCACCCGCGAGAAGAAGCAGUGAGCUCCGACCCACGGGCUCUGCUCUCCGUCUCCUCCCUCCGGUUUGGGCCGAGUGCGGGCGGCU